AGCCGUUAGGAUCCAUCCAACCGUAAUUCACUCGACCACCAUCACCGGAUCAUGGCACCUGAGUCUGCACAAAAACCACCUAGCAAACUCCGAUGGGGCGAACUCGACGACGAUGACGGUGAGGGUCUGGACUUCCUACUCCCUCCUCGGCAGGUGAUCGGGCCCGAUGGCAAUGGGAUCAAGAAGGUGAUCGAGUACAAAUUCAAUGAUGAUGGUAAUAAGGUCAAGAUCACCACCACCACACGUGUCCGGAAGCUCGCUAAGGCCCGGUUUAGCAAGCGGGCCAUCGAGAGGCGCGGUUGGGCCAAGUUUGGUGAUGCGGUUCAUGAGGACGUUGGUUCUAGGCUCACCAUGGUUUCCACUGAAGAGAUCUUGCUUGAACGACCCAGGGCUCCUGGUUCGAAAGGAGAAGAAAAGGCUGCAGGAGACGCAUUAGGACAGCUAGGAAAAGGAGGUGCAGUUCUUAUGGUAUGCAGAACUUGUGGAAAAAAAGGUGACCACUGGACGUCUAGGUGUCCUUACAAGGAUCUUGCCCCAUCAACCGACUCCUUCGUGGAUAAACCACCUGGUUCGGACCAAGUUACACCUUCAGGGUCAACAAAGGGCGCAUACGUUCCACCAAGCAUGAGAGCAGGUGUAGAGAGGCCUGCUGGUUCAGAUAUGAGGCGUAGGAACGAGGAGAACUCAGUUCGCGUUACUAACUUAUCUGAAGACACUCGCGAGCCUGAUUUGCUAGAGCUUUUUAGAACUUUUGGACCUGUGAGCCGUGUUUAUGUAGCCAUUGACCAGAAGACGGGUGUGAGCCGUGGGUUUGGGUUUGUCAACUUUGUGAACAAGGAAGACGCCGAAAGGGCUAUUAUGAAGUUAAAUGGUUACGGGUAUGAUAAUCUUAUUCUUCGAGUCGAGUGGGCUACACCAAGGGCUAACUAAAAUCCCUUUAUAUGAAACCACCAAUUUAUAUAUUUUUUUAUCUUCCUUGAAAAUUUCUUUUGUUUAAUAAAGUUUAAAUCUUAAAUCAGA
This is a messenger RNA of Helianthus annuus (common sunflower), 1020 nucleotides long. RefSeq names its product eukaryotic translation initiation factor 3 subunit G. Gene Ontology annotation, cellular component: cytoplasm; eukaryotic translation initiation factor 3 complex. The coding region runs from base 52 to 930 and encodes 292 amino acids. Gene Ontology annotation, molecular function: translation initiation factor activity; RNA binding. The record is from RefSeq and is a predicted model, not a curated record. Lineage: Eukaryota; Viridiplantae; Streptophyta; Magnoliopsida; Asterales; Asteraceae. The transcript has 2 exons.